Suncus etruscus (white-toothed pygmy shrew) is the source of this 834-nucleotide messenger RNA. RefSeq names its product transmembrane protein 202 (gene TMEM202). NCBI's taxonomy places the organism in Eukaryota, Metazoa, Chordata, Mammalia, Eulipotyphla, Soricidae. The record is from RefSeq and is a predicted model, not a curated record. Gene Ontology annotation, cellular component: plasma membrane.
AUGGCUGACCAGGUGAAGGGGAGGGCAGAAGUAACCAUGACCUUCCACAAUCCUAAGGCUCCCCAAAUUAAGGGGGACCAAAAUUACAACAGGCCUACCCUCCCUACCAAAAAACACCCAGGUGCCUCGAUGUCACCCGAGAGGCGGCAGCAUCAUGUGGAUCAGACACACACCUACUUCCGAAUGUUCUGUGGUAGCCUCUGCGGAUUCAGCUUCCUCAUGGUGCUCAUGAUGUCCCCGAUGAAAUGGGUGCAGCUCUUGGUGAUCAAGAAUGGCCUUGAGCUCUACGCGGGACUCUGGGUCACCUGUAGCCAUGAACUUUGCUGGAGACAAACAGCCACACCACCUUAUUAUCUCGAAUAUUCCAGGGUUUUCUUCAUCUUCUCUAUCAUCUUUAUUGUUGUUGCCCUUGGCUGGCUCGUCGCCUCUUGUCUCCCUAGAAGAGGAGGCACAGUAGACAACUUGGAUCUGAAGGUAUCCAUACUCAGCUUCAUGUCAGCCAUCUGCUUGCUCUUCUGCCUCAUCAUAUUUCUGAAACAGGUUCAUUGGCAUGCUGAAAACAUCAUGGAGGCUAAUUUUCUAUGGCCCUAUUAUCUUAAUUGGUGGUGUGACCUAUUCUACAUCCUUGCCGGGAUCAUCUCCCUCCUCAACCACCUUACAUCCAGUUCCCCUGUUGAUCAAAAUGUCACUGUGAAACCUGUAGAGAAGUCAAGGCUUGGGGUUGGCCCUGUCACUGAGGUCACUGAGGAAGCACCUGUUGAAGCUGAAGAACCAGUAUUUCAGAAUGAAUCUUUACUUGUUGAAGAUACAAAAGAACCAGAUGCUGAACUGUGA